UGUCUUGCGACUUGAGUAAGCUGAGCUCUCAUUGGAAUCUGAAAAAUAAAGUCUCGUCCUUUGCUUCUUCUUCAUCGUCGAAAAAUGGAUCGAAACCACCACCAAAGACCGAGAAGCAGCAGCAGCAUCCUAGACUCACUCGGCGAAGAGCUCAUCGGAAUCCUCACCCCCGUCUCCAUAUGCAUGUUCACCGUCGUCCUCCUCGUCUGCCUCCUAAACUCCGACCCAUCCUCCUCCUCCUCCUUCUCCUCCAUAGCCACCGCCGCCUACUCCGAAACCGACUCUGACUCCCCCUGGGACAAGCUCCUCGGCGCCCUCCUCAACUCCCUCGUCUUCGUCGCCGCCAUCACCGCCGCGACCUUCCUCCUCGUCCUCCUCUUCUACCUCCGCUGCGUCGCCUUCCUCAAACUCUACAUGGGCUUCUCCGCCUUCGUCGUCCUGGCCAACCUCGGCGGAGAGAUCUCCGUCCUCCUCAUCGAUCGCUUCCGCCUCCCGAUCGACGCCGUCACGUUCUCGAUCCUUCUCUUCAACUUCUCCGUCGUCGGAGUCUUCGCCGUGUUCUUGUCGAGGUUCUCGAUCUUGAUCACUCAGGGGUACUUGGUCGUGAUCGGCGUCCUCGUCGCUUACUUCUUCACGAUGCUCCCCGAGUGGACCACUUGGGUGCUUCUCGUCGCGUUGGCGGUUUACGACCUCGCUGCUGUUCUGUUACCUGUCGGUCCGUUGCGUCUCCUCGUCGAGAUGGCUAUCUCCAGAGACGAGGAUAUACCCGCUCUGGUCUACGAGGCGAGGCCCGUGAUUCGGAACAACAAUUUGGUGCAGAGGAGAGUUUGGAGAGAACAGAGAUCCAAUCAUAAUGAUGACGUGGAGAACAGUGAAGCGGUUACGGUCGUUAGAUCAGAGAUAUCUGUACCGUUGAUUGAUGAUAGUAGUAGUAGACCUGAGAGUUCGGAGACUUUUCUUGAAGGGAUUGGGUUGGGGUCGUCCGGUGCGAUCAAGUUGGGGCUUGGUGAUUUCAUCUUCUAUAGUGUUUUGGUCGGAAGAGCUGCCAUGUAUGAUUUGAUGACGGUUUAUGCUUGUUAUUUGGCGAUUAUUGCCGGUUUAGGGGUUACGUUGAUGCUAUUGUCUGUGUAUCAGAAGGCUUUGCCGGCUCUUCCCGUGUCGAUCAUGUUGGGUGUUGUGUUUUACUUUUUGGCGAGGCUGUUUUUGGAAGUUUUUGUUGUGCAGUGUUCUUCGAACCUUGUGAUGUUUUAAAGAGUAUUGAAAGUGAAAAGGGUGCUUUUGAUGUUA
Messenger RNA from Raphanus sativus (radish), 1287 nucleotides. RefSeq names its product presenilin-like protein At2g29900. Bases 85 to 1251 code for a protein of 388 amino acids. Gene Ontology annotation, cellular component: membrane; nucleus. NCBI's taxonomy places the organism in Eukaryota, Viridiplantae, Streptophyta, Magnoliopsida, Brassicales, Brassicaceae. The transcript has a single exon. The record is from RefSeq and is a predicted model, not a curated record. Gene Ontology annotation, biological process: protein processing. Gene Ontology annotation, molecular function: aspartic endopeptidase activity, intramembrane cleaving.